UAUAACUUCUUUUUCCUUUCAUAUUCUAUCAAAGUAUUCAAUCACCAAAUGCACGAUCGGAGGAAUUUAAUCGGCCUACAGAAGAUAUGAAUUAAAUAUUUGAUUUAGAGACCAUUGAAACUGGGGUGAUUUUUAAACACAAAUACUAAAUAACAUCCACACACUCAUUGUACGACAGACGCGCAACUGUCUCGCGGAUUUAUAUUUUGUUGUUAACUAAUGGACAAGACUUUCCGCGUCAGAAACUCUUAAUGUCGAGUUUAUUGACAUAUGAAUUCAAACUGACGCGAGAGCGACUACAGGAUUACAUAUUUAUUAUUUGCAGUAAAAUGAAUAGAUAUCUAUCCACCCUCAGAUUUUAAAUGAAUCGGGUGAAUACGUGGAGUUUAAUACGAGAUCGAAGGAACACCACGACAGAAGAUGAACAGUUUUUAAAAUUGGUUGAAUUAAAUAGAAAACCCUAUGUCAGCCCCAGCGUUAACAAGGUCUGCUUCAGACAUGGACUUCAAAAAGUCCGGAAUAGACUGGAGUGAGACUUACCUGGAAAACGAUCAGCUGGACUCUCAACUGGAAAGCAGGAUCCACCAGAUCCACAAGGCGAAGUACAAGGCCACGAUUGACAGUGAUUAUAGCCUAAAGGAGGCCCGGCGUCAAGCCGAAGAAAUUCAACAGCUAAGUAAUGCCAUCAAAAAGAAAGAUCGUCCGAACAGUGUCAAAUUGUACGAAUCUAGCAAUAAAUCUGGAUCCUUUUCAAAAUCUCGUGGAACCUCAGCUGUAAUGAGAGAAACUAUUUCAGAGAAAGAGGAAAUGGAUGCAAAUAAAAAUGAGAUGUCUGAUUCAAAAAAUGAGAACUUUGACUCCAAGCAGAGUAGAGUGUCAAACGAGGAGGAAGAAAGAAGUACAGACGCAAAUAAUUCCAAUGAAGGAUCAGAGGAUGAAAUAAAACUAAGACCUAUUAAUGUGGCCAUGUUUAAAUUAUCAUUAAGGAGAUUUAACUCUAAUAAACAGAACAAUUCCCCUUCUAAUGAACUUCAUCGCCAGUCAAUGUCCAUUUCAAACAUUCGACAAACCCAGUCAGCAGCACCAUCCAACAUACGAGAUCGCGCGAGAAAUAUACGAGAUUUAAAGAGAUCUGGCGGUAGAACGAGACGUCCUAUGACAUCAAAGUUAAGACAGCUAAAAGAUGGCGAGGUUCUAGAGGCAAUGGAUAUUCAUCCUGUCGUAGUGUUUGGUGUUAAUGCGCGGAAAAUGAAAGAGACAAAAUCUAGACGAGAAUUAGAGGAAAUGAGCAAAAUUCAACACGAAGAGAAAUUUGGCAAACCCGACAAAGAGAAAGAGGAGAGAAAAUUGAAAAUGGCCGCUUGGGCUAAAGGCGACGGGUCUUUAGAGAACAAGAUUCGUAAUUUCAUCACAGACAUAGAAGAUUUUAAACGUCGAUCAAAAGGUUCAGACAAUAUUUUGCUUUCGUAUCGAAGAACAAAUUCAGUAUUAUAGAAUGAAUUUUUUAAUUUCAGUUAUGCACUCUUUGUAUUUUGAAAUUACCACGAUUUUGCAGUUUUCUGAGGCAUUUUCCUAAUUUUAUAUUAU
Messenger RNA from Saccostrea cuccullata (small rock oyster), 1587 nucleotides. RefSeq lists its product as uncharacterized. Lineage: Eukaryota; Metazoa; Mollusca; Bivalvia; Ostreida; Ostreidae. The record is from RefSeq and is a predicted model, not a curated record. Bases 463 to 1494 code for a protein of 343 amino acids. The transcript has 2 exons.